Messenger RNA from Drechmeria coniospora, 681 nucleotides. Its product is annotated as putative ribosomal protein YmL8. Gene Ontology annotation, biological process: translation. The transcript is spliced from 2 exons. The record is from RefSeq and is a predicted model, not a curated record. Gene Ontology annotation, molecular function: structural constituent of ribosome. Gene Ontology annotation, cellular component: ribosome; mitochondrial large ribosomal subunit. Lineage: Eukaryota; Fungi; Ascomycota; Sordariomycetes; Hypocreales; Ophiocordycipitaceae. The coding region runs from base 1 to 681 and encodes 226 amino acids.
AUGGCUGGCGGUGCCGUCAAGUACCGCCAUCUGAGCCGCAACUCGUCUGCGCGCCAGGCUCUGCUGCGCGGCCUCGUCACCCAGCUGGUCCAGUAUGAGCACAUCCAGACGACGUACGCGAAAGCCAAGGAGGCCCAGCGCAUGGCCGACAAGCUCAUCACUCUCGCCAAGAGGAACAAUGAACCCUGCAGACGGUCUGCCCAAGGCAUUCUCUACACGCCGCACGUCCUCCUCCCCAAGCUCUUCGGCGAGCUGCGGAAUCGGUACCUUGCCCGUGAGGGAGGCUACACUCGCGUCGUCCGCACCGAACCCAAAAAUACGUACGAUCAGGGCGAGAGUGCCAUCCUCGAAUUCGUCGACGGCCCCAAGGACUCGCGCUUCAUGAUGACGGCCAAAACCCUGGCCAGAGACCGCCUCCUCGGUCGCCAGUCCACCCCCGUGACGAACCAGAACGUAAAGAAGGUGACCCAGUUUCGGGGUCAGGAGGACCUCGAGGCCAUGGUCCAGCGCUUCAUGGCCAUGCAGACGAGCCUGGACGGCGCGCCCUCCGAGGAAGUCAACGAUGGCGAGGCCACUUACAUGGCCCGGAUGGAGAGCCUGGCGGCCGAGGGCAUGGCGGCCGAAAUAGUGCCCCCCUCCGCAAAAAAGACGGCCGACGGGCCUCGGCAACGGACGAGGUGA